Podospora anserina S mat+ is the source of this 5397-nucleotide messenger RNA. RefSeq lists its product as uncharacterized. Bases 1 to 5397 code for a protein of 1798 amino acids. The transcript has a single exon. Gene Ontology annotation, cellular component: endoplasmic reticulum membrane. The record is from RefSeq and is a predicted model, not a curated record. Gene Ontology annotation, molecular function: zinc ion binding. NCBI's taxonomy places the organism in Eukaryota, Fungi, Ascomycota, Sordariomycetes, Sordariales, Podosporaceae.
AUGGCGGACCCCCAACUUCUGGGCCCCUUUCCGCCCCCCGACCCAGAUCGAUUUCCAAACACUAGGCUGCGAAGCCAUCUUCUCAGGCCAGACUCGACGCCGCAAGAACCGCAACCAUCACAUUCUACGAAUGAUCCAGACACAUGUCGAAUAUGUCGCGGGGAGGGGACGCCUGAAGAACCGCUCUUCUACCCAUGCCGGUGCAGUGGCAGUAUCAAGCACGUCCAUCAGGAUUGCUUGAUGGAGUGGCUCUCCCAUUCACAAAAGAAACAUUGCGAGCUUUGCAAGACGCCCUUCCGCUUCACCAAGCUCUACGAUCCAAAUAUGCCCAGAUCGUUGCCAUGGCACGUCUUUGCCAGCCACAUGGCCAAAUAUUUCUUCGCCAACAUGCUGCUGUGGAUGAGAGCGUCGCUGGUUAUGCUGGUUUGGUUUGGAGCCUUGCCGUACGUUAUGAGGAAUGUAUGGAGCAUGUUGUUCUGGUUCAGCGAUGAUGGUAUGGCUGCUUUCCUCUUCCACAAAAGACGAGAUCAAGCCCAUCAGCUGGCCUCGGCCGCUGGGACGACACCUAACCCGGCCAUGAACCUGUUCAGAAACAACACCACGCUAGCUACUAACCUCAUAUUCCCUGGCACAGCAUGCAUCGCCAAAAGCACCUCUGGUGCCGCUCAGGCCUCCAACGAGCACUCGGCCACUUCUACCAUUUUACGUCUAUUGUUUGGAGCACCCGAUACAUCUGGCGCUGUUUCCACCGAGGCGGUUGCUAUCCCAACUAGGAACAACUCCCUUUUGAGCGGCGUCCAAUUUCUUCGCAACUUGACGCGGCAUCCUUGGCUAAACGACAAGGUCAUAGAGGUCCUAGAGGGCCUGAUUAUAACAAUUCUGGUUAUUGCUUGCUUCAUUCUCAUCAUCUUGGUCAGAGACUAUGUCGUUCAACAACAGCCCGAGAUCAAUAUGCGUGCUGCGUUUGCAGCUGCUGAAAAUGCGCCGCAUCCCGCACCACCACAGGAGCCCCUGGCACGACCAGAACCCCCACCUGUCGAGGAGGAACAUCAUGACAACCCUGCUCAGUGGGAGGAUCUACAGGGUCAGUGGGAUCCCGCCAUUGUCGAACCACCUCCGCACUUGGCGCUGGAGGCCAGGCGCCAGAUUGCGUUGGCUCGCUUGCAAGCUCAUGAAAGACGGCUUCAAAGACAGUGGGCAGAACCCGAAGCUCGAUAUCAAGCAAGGUAUGCGGGUGACGACCAUGCUCCUGCACACGAGGCUGCUGAGAAUAAUCCAAAUAGCUUGGCUACUGGCUCACGAAAUAGUUCGCCCUUUUUGCCAUCGCCCUCCUUCCUUCCAAGAGCGGAACUGGACGCCAUCGUCAAUGGUGGUGAAGCUGCUGACGUGAAAAGCCGGCACCUCCAUGACUUCCUUGCCAUCUAUCAGCGUGCCAAGGGAGAUCCCCAUCGCAUUCUCGAAAUUGCCAGAGAACAAGGGGCUGAGGAGCGACUGGAUUACUGGCUGGCCCUUACGAGGUCGCUGCUGGAUCGUCAAAACCGUACUGUGGCCGGUGCCGAUGACCACUCGGACGCCAGCAGCGCUGCUGAGAAUACUCCAGCAUCGAGCACGGAUGCUCGCUUCAAGAAUAUGGAUUCUCCACCGUUUGGAGGCCUUCGUCCAGCCACCCAGGCUAUGGAGUGGACGACCUUUUCGGCUGGCGAAGACAAUUUUGGACCCCGACAUGAUAAAAAAGGCAAGGGCGUACUAAGAGAGGAUUCCGACGGUGAAAGCGCCCACACCGAAGACAGUGAAAGACCUUUAGCAAGCCCGCUUCGACCAAGGGCCAACACAGAUGGUCCCAAAAUUAGCGAUACAAUCCACCCCUUGGCCAACAAUAGCUGGUCGUUCCAGACCUUGACAGAACAAGAGCCUGAUGGGAUGUUGAGUGACCAACACGGGACUGAGUCGACAUCUUCGGGGCACUCGACUUUCGGAUCACCCAAACAACCGGCGUCUCGACAAGAUGCUGCGUCUGCCUUCUUCAAGAGGCCCAGAUUCACCGAGGCUGCAUUCGAACUUGACCAGACCACCCAGUCUGUGCCGCAUCUGAGCAGCAGGGCUGAGGAAGAACUGCCAGCUGAUCAUUUGACUUCAGGACAGGAAUCAAGCGCCGAUUUUUGGGACAUGACCUCGGGUGCUGAAGCGGCCCAGUCAGAGACAACCCCUCCGCCAGCCUUACCAGAGAAUGGGGAGGAUGCCGAUGCGCAGGCCGAGCCCCAAACCCCGAAUCCGCCAGCCCCGCGCCCCCAGCCCGUAGGCAUUGUCGACAGACUUGCUGAUUUUAUGUGGCGGGAUGUGGAUGGAAUAGACCCGGCCGAGCUUGCUGCAGCUGACGCUCUGCAAUUCGACGUGGGGGAAGGUGAUCUCGCCAACGAUGAGGUAGAAGAGGACGACCCCGAAGUGCCACAGCGAGAUAGAGAGGUGGUUGAAGCCGCUGUGGCAGCUGGGCUGGAUCCAGACGCGAUCGAAGAUGCUGAGGACUUGGAAGGGAUCCUGGAGCUCCUCGGUAUGCGAGGUCCCGUCGCUGGCUUAUUUCAGAAUGCCAUAUUCUGCUCUUUUCUCGUCUCUAUUACCGUCUUCCUCGGUAUCGUAGUCCCCUACAAUAUCGGGCGUAUGACAGUUUGGAUGGUCGCGAAUCCUAUUCGACCGGCGCGGAUGCUCUUCGGCUUAUGCAUGCUCGUUCAGGACAUCGCCAUUGUAUUGUUCGGAUUAGCAGUUUUGUUCGGCGCGAAGGCUCUUCUCGUGCUCACGAAAGUCGCCCCCAGUUUGCUUGGCUCUGUGGUCGACCUUCUCACAACCACGUCGGCCAUGUCCUAUGGCACCAUGAUGAGUGCUUCCAACAGAGUGGGGAGCAGUUUCUUUGCCGAAAUCGUCCACAUUUCUGGCACUGAGAUACAAAACUUCUCUGCCAUCAGUCAUGAGGCAUUGCUUCAACUGAAGGGCCACAUUAGUCUGGGGUUCGCUGCACUUGUCACAGCGGUGGACUACCUCUUCUCCGGUGAUUACGCCGAAAAGAGCUCCGACAUCGUGUCAUUCAUGGAAGGGCUCGCUACGAUAACGAUGGGAUGCUUGAAGCAACUCCCCGGCAUCCUCACCAACCCCAACUCUUGGGUACUUAACCUCAGCGUGCCAGAUUCCACGUCAACGGCCUUUGAUGCAGAACUUGCUCAGUGGAGCGGCACCGACAGACUCUGGGCUAUCGUGGCUGGUUAUGUUGCCAUCUCCAUCAUUGCUGGUCUCUACUUGCGACGAGGAAGCCCCUUUUUUACGGGUCCAACAGGUCAGGAUUGGGAAGCAUCCAUUAUUGAUGGCCUCAACCAAGCUAGUGGCGUCAUGAAGGUGAUCCUGAUCAUUGGUAUCGAGAUGCUCGUCUUCCCGCUCUAUUGUGGGCUGCUGCUCGACCUCGCCUUGCUGCCCCUUUUCGCGGGCGCCACGAUUAGGUCAAGGGUCCUCUUCACCAUGAACUACCCAGUCACGUCCAUCUUCGUUCACUGGUUUGUCGGAACAGGGUACAUGUUUCACUUUGCCCUUUUCGUCUCCAUGUGUAGAAAGAUCAUGCGCAAGGGGGUUCUCUACUUUAUCCGCGACCCCGACGACCCGGAGUUCCAUCCGAUCCGCGAUGUUCUGGAGCGCAGUGUCGCGACUCAGCUGCGCAAAAUCCUGUUUUCUGCCUUGGUUUAUGGCGCACUCGUCAUGGUUUGCCUAGGCGGCGUCGUCUGGGGGCUUGCCCUUUCUGCUUCGAGCGUUCUACCGAUCCACUACUCGUCCAAUGAGCCUAUGCUGGAGUUUCCCGUCGAUCUGCUCUUUUACAACUUCCUCAUGCCACUAGCAGUUCGUCACUUCAAGCCCAGUGAUGGUCUACAUGCCAUGUACACGUGGUGGUUUCGGAAAUGUGCCCGAGGCUUGAGGGUGACUUGGUUCUUAUUUGGGGAGCGUCGCAUCGAUGAGGAAGGCAAACUUGUACUGAAGAGCGACUCACCCGAUGCGGCCCUGCCGUGGUGGCGGACAUUGUUCCUUGAGGUGAAUAACGACCAGGUGCGGGCAAAGCAGUGGACCAACCCUUUCGAGCCCAGCCCGGAGAAACCGACCGUCAUGCGAACGGAAGACGCUCUCUUGUGGAACACAAACAAGAAGGCCCUCGUCGAGUCAGGCCAACUCAUCCCUGACGGACGCUAUGUUCGGGCGCCAUGCUCUGAUCAGGUCAAAAUUCCCAAGGGCAAGAGGGUGUUUCUCGACGUAUCCGAAGAUAACAAGCGACAGGACGAGGCUGCACCAACUGACCUGUACAACUCUGAAGAGUUUCAAUUCGUCUAUGUGCCGCCCCAUUUUAGGCUCCGGGUCUUCCUCUUCAUCACUUUCAUCUGGGCCUUCGCCGCCAUCACGGGUAUUGGUUUCACCAUCGUACCGCUCGUCUUUGGCCGUUGGAUGUUUAGAUCUCUUCUUCCCAGUCACAUUCAUACCAACGACAUCUAUGCUUUCAGCAUCGGCAUCUACAUUUUGGGCUCUGCUGCUUAUGCCGCAUUUCAUGCGCUGUCCAUCUACCGUGCCGCACACGAUUGGGUCGACAGCUUUACAAGGACCGUCGUCAAUGGGGAGGCUGUCCGGCCAAUGGUUGAUGCAGGCAUCCGGGUUGCCAAGAUUAUUUACGCCCACGUCUUUUACCAUAUCGUCUUUCCCCUCAUGCUUGCCUCAUUGGUGGAGUUGUAUCUUUUGACGCCGGUGAAUGAGAUCCUAUAUGGUGCCCUACCUAAGAAGCGAGCUGAUGCUUCUGAGCUUGCGCCCAUCAUGACGCCAGGUGCUGAACUCAAUCCGAAGCAUACUGUUCGUUUGGUCCAGGCCUGGACCAUUGGCCUGCUCUAUCUCAACCUCAUCAACCGGAUCAUCAACCGCUGGUUUUCGGGUACCCGCCUUGCUGCAGCCGUGAUGGCUAUCUUCCGGCGUGGCUGGCUGCAUCCAGAUGUCUCCAUCCUGACUCGGGCUUUCAUCGUUCCUGGACUCAUCCUCUGGAGCAGUGCCGUCAUCGCGCCGCUCCUCCUUGCCAGACUUGGCGUGGCCAACGGGCUACAUGAGGCCAUGCUUCACUCAUCGUAUGGCACACCUCUUGUCGGCCAUGCCGAGUUAAGCCAUGCAUACAAGGUCCUCAUCUACCGUCUGAGUUACCCCGUCAUGGCUGUGUUGGCUGUCUGUGCAGUUGUGCUCUGGAGUAUGUUUGGUGUGUUCAAGAGGUGGAACAUGCGUAUAAGAGACGAGGCAUAUCUAAUCGGGGAAAGGUUGCAUAACUUUGGGGCGUCGGUGGGAAAUAGCACCCCAAAGGGGAAGGCCACAGCUUGGAGAGGCGCUCCGGGAAGGAUAUAG